AUGGCUUCGGUGGAAAAGACCCCUGUCGACAGUUCCAAGACCACAGACAAGGGCGCUCCCCCGACUGAUUUCGGUGAGAGUCUUGGAGGCAAUAUCAACGAGCGAGCCCUUGUGCGAAAGCUUGACAUCACUCUUCUCCCAGCCUUGACCACGCUGUAUCUUCUUUCAUUUCUCGACCGGAGCAAUGUCGGCAAUGCACGAAUCGAGGGUCUGGCGACGGACCUAAACAUGACGGGGGACCAAUAUCUCACGGGACUCACCCUUUACUUUAUCGGCUACGUGCUCUUCGAGGUUCCCUGUAAUCUGAUCUUGAAGAUAUGGAAACCGAAAUUGUGGUUGCCCACACUAACGCUCGUGUGGGGUGUCGUGAGUACGCUUAUGGGCGUUACUCAAUCCCGAGCUGGCUUCUUCGUCGUUCGUUUCUUCUUGGGAGUGGCUGAAUCAGGAUUGUUUCCCGGCAUUGUCUUCUACCUCUCAAUGUGGUACAAGCGAAAUGAACGGCAGUUUCGAGUGGCUCUGUUCUUUAGCGCGGCCUCGCUGGCAGGGGCUUUUGGUGGUAUCCUCGCUUGGGGUAUUGCUCAUAUGAAAGGUAUCGGAGGCUAUAACGGUUGGAGAUGGAUUUUCAUUCUGGAAGGUCUCCUUACGGUUGUCGUCUCGAUAUCUGCGUACUUCUUCAUCCACAACUAUCCAGACACAGCAAAGUUCUUGAACGAUGAGGAACGGGAGUACAUCCAGCACCGGCUCAAGGUCGACAGCGAUGCCACGCAGGAUGAAAAGUUGGACUGGAGCAAUGUCAAAAAGGCCUUCACCGAUAUCAAAUGCUACCUCUACGCAUUCGGAUUCCACACACUCUCGCUUCCACUUUACACGCUGUCACUCUUUCUCCCCACCAUCAUCAAGUCUCUCGGGUUUUCGGCGGCACAAGCACAACUUAUGACCAUACCACCUUACGCGAUCGCCUUUUUCCUUACCAUUGCCCUUGCGGUGCUCUCUGAACGGUAUUGCCGCCGGACACCGUUCAUCCUCAUGUCUUCGUCGCUUGCCAUCCUCGGAUACAUCUUACUGUUGAGCGAUCCACGGCCCGGCGUGUCGUAUGUGGGAAUUAUCUUCGCCGCAGCGGGCAUAUAUCCGUCGGUGGCCUUGACGCUAGCCUGGCCGGCAAACAACGUCAGCGGACAGACCAAGCGAGCGGUCGCCAACGCGCUGCAAAUCUCGCUGGGCAAUCUGGGGGCCGUGAUCGGCACCCAGCUCUACCGAACAGAAACAGCACCGAGGUAUUUUCUGGGACACUCGUUCGCGUUGGCAUACAUGGUGGCGAACUUGAUCGUGACCACGACUCUGUGGCUGGUCUUGAAAAGGCACAAUCAGCGGAGAGAGGAUACGGCAACCGAGCAUGCUGCUCCCGAUGGACCGUGGCUCGGAGACGAGGAUCCGAGGUGGAGGUUUCACUUGUGA
Messenger RNA from Fonsecaea erecta, 1455 nucleotides. RefSeq lists its product as hypothetical. Bases 1 to 1455 code for a protein of 484 amino acids. Gene Ontology annotation, molecular function: transmembrane transporter activity. Gene Ontology annotation, biological process: transmembrane transport. Gene Ontology annotation, cellular component: membrane. The record is from RefSeq and is a predicted model, not a curated record. The transcript is spliced from 3 exons. Lineage: Eukaryota; Fungi; Ascomycota; Eurotiomycetes; Chaetothyriales; Herpotrichiellaceae.